Aspergillus melleus is the source of this 1839-nucleotide messenger RNA. RefSeq lists its product as uncharacterized. Bases 1 to 1839 code for a protein of 612 amino acids. The record is from RefSeq and is a predicted model, not a curated record. NCBI's taxonomy places the organism in Eukaryota, Fungi, Ascomycota, Eurotiomycetes, Eurotiales, Aspergillaceae. The transcript has a single exon.
AUGCGUUUCGUUACAGGAGCAACUUUAGGGCUACUUGCCUCCGUGCAGGCCGCUUCUGCUAUCUCGACCCAGAACAAUCAUAAACGUUUUGCCGCUCCUCCCUCCCCGGAACCGAUUGUGGUUACGGAACUUCCCCUGCCACCUGUUACCCCGAACGACAAGAACGGCUCCUGUACGCCAGCGAUCAAUCCCCGUCGGACAGGAUGCAUGUUGCAGUCCUCUCGGAUUGAGGGCGGCAAUUUCCUGCCAGACAAUAACCAUGUUACCAUCAGCGUGACCUUUGCCGGAGCCCCAACCAGUAUCUAUAACGGCACCCAUCUGGUCAUCGUGAAGGCGGACAACACGACUUUCCCUAAUGGCGAUCCCUGGAAGUGCAUAACCUGCGGUGUCCCGGAGAAGAAUAAGGUCGGCAGCACCGAGCUGAGCCCCUAUGCUCAGGCCUUCCAUGAUGGCAAGCGGGUGCUGGUCGGGAAUAAUAUCGUGGAUUGUGGGUCUUCCGAACUGGCUAGCAAAGACUGCACCCCGGACAAGGUCCAUAUUUAUCCGGUUCGUUUCAGUGGUGGCGAGCUACGAGAGUUGCGGAUUCAUCCCGACAAUGUGCACCUUGGAUUCAACUCGUUUACGAUCAGCAGUGGAAACCUGGGGCAGUUCGCCUACUUUGGUCGUCUGCAGUUCAACGAUUCCUCCGCGGAACCGGGGUACGAUGUUGUGAAGGUCACUAGAUUGUUCAACCCCAGCUCUUCGCAGCCAAUGAAGGCAAAAGGCAAUCAGUUGGUUUUCAACGAGUCGGCAAUUGCAGUGGGUGAGCUUCGUGGCUUCACCGGCCGUGGCAAGGAGGUUAUCUACGUCGGAAGCCCUGUGGAAUCAUGCAACAUCGACGUUUUCGCCGCCGACCUAACCACCGGUAAGGUCCGUCGUUUGACCAGCCAUCCGGAAUACGUCGACCCUAUUGAUAUCUCGCCUGACGAUAGCUCUCAGGUCAUCUUGGAUACUCGCGGCACGGGCCGCCAGAUGUUCAUGGCCGGCAUGCGUGGUAUUCCGCCGAUCAUCGAUAUGAUCGUUACUACGGCGGCCUCAUCGACUCGCAACAAUGGAGCCAGACGAUUCUUCCUCCCCUGGUUGCUCGAUCAUGACGGGGACCGUGGCGAUUACUUCGGUCAGCAGAUCAACGCCGGCGGAGACGGAAGUCCAGGAAGCAUCAACGAUCCGAACUGGAAUGCUGCUGCCGACCCGAAAUGGUCAUUUGACGGGACUCGCAUUGCGUACGCCGAGAACCUCGUCGUGUCUCCGGCUUGCGGUGGAAAGAAUCCUCUUCCUUGUCCCAAUUCGACCGCGCCCGGCGGUCGCGUUACUCGGCUGAUGUUGGCACGUUUGGCGAGUCGGCAGCCACUGAAGCUCGAUCGUGUCGAACCCGUCGCCGAUGAAGUUCCCUGGGGCGUGCCGGUAACAGAAAGCACUGAGCUCCCUGAGCGCCCGUUUCCGGCUCAGGGCAAUUACACGCUGAAUGGCAAGGCGUCGGGAACAGCUUCGGUGUCGGUCGUCUACGAAGGAGACCUGAUCAAGACCGUGGCGGUCACUUAUCGAAACUAUUCCGACGAUGGGAAAAUUACCAUCGAGGGAUCCGAGAAGGUCACCAGAACGCUUGAGCAAGUCACCACAAACAAGAUUGACUGGUACUCUAACCUAACCUCGACCGGAGAGCAGAAAGCGAUCAAGAAGACCAGCCCUGGGGGAUUCCAUUUGGAGGUUGACUCGCUCACCAACAUCUUCAAGGCAAACGGCACGUUGACUACGACGGUGGAUGGAAAGGAGUGGAAGCAACCGGCCAACGGGACUUGA